Molecule: messenger RNA, 3445 nt
Organism: Achroia grisella
Lineage: Eukaryota; Metazoa; Arthropoda; Insecta; Lepidoptera; Pyralidae
Gene: 2mit
Exons: 2
Coding region: 345-2876 (843 amino acids)
Molecular function (GO): protein binding
Source: RefSeq, a predicted model, not a curated record
GUGACUGCGGCUGUGCUGUUUGUGACAUUUUCCUCUCACAGUUGACGUGAUUCAAUAAUAACGACCGCACAUUGACAUGUCAUCCGCGCGUAUUAAUCUUAUGUGUCUUUUUGUUUAGCAAUUGAUAAGUGCUUAGUUUAAAAACAUUGUGUAAGGUGAGCGACCAUUGAACAUGAGUGACAGUAGAGCGGCUAUAACCGCAGCAACUUAAGUGCCUGUGUUGUUGUAAAGUUAAAAGUAUGUUUCCUGGAAUUCAAGACUUUAAUGUGGACGUGAAAGGUGUUAAUAUGUUUCAAUCAAGCAAAAUGCAGUACUAUCUGGUACUGAAUCCAGCUUAAACUUUUAUGAGACCUAAAAUAUUGUCAGCGAUGGCUCUAUCUUUAAAACAGUGUUUACUUUUAAUAAUUCUAUUAUCCUGGCAAGUAACUAAUUUAGCUUCUAUUUGCUUAGAAACUUGCAUGUGUAAUAAUAAUAUAACUUUGUGCCAAAAAUGUUCUUAUAAUGUUACUUUCAAGGAAAACUUUAAUAUAUAUCACGCGUCCGUAUGCUGUAAUGAAGAAUUGCCGGCAUCAUCAUGGUCUCAGAAAUACAUAAAUAAAACUCUUUCGGAAGUCGCUAUUCACUUUGGAAUAACAUGUAAUGAAAGUACUGUUCAUAUAGAAUUGCCAUUAUUAAAUACUUAUUCGUUGUCUAUUAGAAAUAAUAACAUCAACAAAUUAAGAUUGAGUAUAAGACCGCAAACCUUAAGAGAAAUUGACUUAACCUCAAAUAAAUUGCAAUACAUUACCAAAGGCCUCUUUAACAACUUUUCGAACUUACGGAAACUAAUUUUGAGUAGAAAUGAAAUCAUCAACAUAUUCGAAGAAAGUUUUAAUGGGUUAUCAAAAUUGGAAUCCUUAGAUUUGUCGAAGAAUAAUUUAACAAUUUUAGCUAAUGUUUUUACGCCACUUAAAAAUCUUCAACAUCUUAAUCUAAGUAGAAACAACAUUCAGUUUAUUCAUGAGAAUUAUUUCAAUAACUGGUUGUUACAGCACUUAGAUGUAUCUCAUAAUAAUUUAAAAAAAUUGGCACCUGGAGCUCUCCAAUUAUUACCAAAUUUAGCACGAUUAUUAUUGACUGAUAAUCCCCAUUUAGGAAUCACGCAGCUAGAUACUCAAUUGUUGGUGGGUACUGGACGCAGACUGCAGCAAAUAGAUGCAUCUAGAACUGGUCUGUAUCAAGUCCCCGAGGCAUUUACACAUUCAGUUCGGUUUUUAUCAUUAGUCGGGAACAGAAUAUCAGCUGUAAGAUGUGGAGAUUUAGACAGCUAUCCAUUAUUGCAAUCUAUGGACUUUUCUGACAACAAAAUUGUCAUAGUUGAGGACGAUUCAUUGGGUAGACUGGAAAUGUUGUUAUUUUUGAAUUUCAAUAAAAAUCUACUGACUAGUAUUCCUAAAUCUUUGCCUGAUGAAUUAAAAUAUUUAUCUAUGAAUAACAAUUUGAUAAAAAAUUUAUCCAUACCAGAUCUUAAAAAUUUACCAAAUCUGAAAAUUUUGUUAUUACAAUAUAAUAACAUUAACUAUAUUGAAGAACACGUGUUUGAUGAUUUGCUGUCGUUAGAGAUGUUGGAUUUGUCGAGUAACCCUAUUAAAAUGUUAUCAUCCAAUACUUUUGAUGGACCUCUUUCUCUCAGGGAUUUAAGACUUUGCUAUUUGAACUUUACUACUCUGCAGCAAGAUGGAUCGUUUCCUAUGUCGUCGCCAGAAAGUGUCCAAAUGCUACAUCUACAAUCUAGUCCAGGAUUGGCGAGACAGUUGUUAUCAGAUUCAGCAGCUCUGGCAGCUUUUUCACAUUUGCAGUACUUGGACCUGAGAAUGAAUAAUUUAUCUGAAAUUAGGAACGACUUGCUCUUUUAUUUAGUACAAUUAAAAACAUUGAGGUUGCAUGGUAAUAGUAUUAAUUGUAGUGCGGAAUCAUGGUUAAAAGAUUGGAUGAAUUGGAAUAAAACUUUGUCCAACGGAGAAACCUGUUACUACUCAACGUCAGUAGCUAAAACAGAAAUAAAUAAGUACAAUUGUACGUUUCCCGAGACAUUUACCAUAAGUGAAAGUUUGCCACCAGUAAAUCUCUAUAGCACUGAAAUGAUUAAUAAAUUACUGAGGUACUAUGGAUAUCUAAAUAAUAAAACAGAGAAAGUAUAUAAAAAUGAAAAUAAUACUUAUAACCAGAAAAGCAAGGAAAGGAAUAAACACAACCCAGAAGUAAAUGUGAACCAUAAUAAUGUAACCAUAUUUACAGUCAACUUUCAUUUAAAGAAUGAAAAUAGAACUACUUCAAAUGAUUACUUAAACGAAAGUGCUAUAUUCAAAUCAAGAGAAUCCAGUAAAGUGUUAGAUCAAAAUAAAUUUCAAAAUGAUCAGUUUAGUAUUGAUCACAGAUUUUUAGAUAUAGAACCAUACGUUUCACCACCAACGCGAAAUUACAAGAAAAUAUCAGCAUAUGAGGAUAUUGCCGAAAUUCAAAGAAGAAAUAAAUCAGGAAAGCGCUUGAAUACUCCAAACAAUAUAACUACUAAUGUAGAUACAAAUAGAAAAUCUAUAAAUAAUUCUGAAUUUCAAAUGACAUCAAUACAAAUAAAUACUGCAGAAAUUGUUACUGUUGCUGAAUUGAACGCUUCUAGUUCUAAUACAAAAUCGGAAUAUUCACCUUACCAGUCGGCUCGUACAAAUUACGCCCAGUUUAUUGGAACUGCUGCAGUGUCCAGUUUAAUAGUAAUGUCACUGAUACUGUGGGCAAGUUUCCGAUUGCGAUAUAGGAGAAGACAAAUGCCGGUUACUGACACAGACGCGGAGGACCAAAUAGAGGUGUCGAAUAUAUCCGGCGGUGUACUCUGGUGACACCUGCGGGCAGCCGACCCCACUCCCUUCGAAUAUGACUCCCUUCUGACGUAGCAUUAAUUUCGGAGCGGUCGGCUGCUAUUAGAGAUGUCUUGUGAUACAGUUGGACGUGCAUAUUUUUUUAUUGAAAUAAGUACAAAUAGUGUGAUUAGCUGCGUAGUGAGCAGCAAAGGCUAUAAAUAUUGUUCGUGUCCAAAGUGUAAAUAAUUGUUCUGUUAAAUUAUAUCGAAGGCCAUAGACGAUAGACAUAUUUUUGUCAUAAGUCAUAGUAGCAAUGUGAUUCUAAAAUAUUUUAUAUUGAACAAGUGACAGUAAGAUUAUGACCUCUGAUAGUUUAAACUGUUGAUAAAAUAAAUUGUAAUAUAUGUAGGUAUAUAAUAUUGUAAAUAGUUAAUAAAGCUACUGUUUACAAUAUAGUAAUGUAUCUAAGUCUCUCCCGUUUCGUGAGAUAGAUUAUAGACUAACGGAGUCCAGAAUCUUACUGUGACAUAUUCAUAAUUACAUUAUUAUUGGUAUUAUAUUCCGAUUUUUUUAGAAAAACUAUUGUGAAUUAUAUAAAGCUUAAGCGA